Messenger RNA from Closterium sp. NIES-65, 5187 nucleotides. Lineage: Eukaryota; Viridiplantae; Streptophyta; Zygnematophyceae; Desmidiales; Closteriaceae. The record is from the annotation of a GenBank genome assembly.
AUGUACAUCGCUCUCUACUACGUAGUCGCGCGCCUCCCUGACUCCCUUCGCGUAGUCAGGGACCACUUUCUCGCAGUCUGUCCCACCACCCUCACCGUCGACCUCCUCGAGAAGGCCCUCCUCGCAGCGGAGAAGAGCAUAGUCGCUGUAGGUGCUUCUCGUGGUGACCCUCGCACCCCCAUCUUUGAGGGGUGCUCUCCUUCCCCCUUGCUGCCCUCUGUUGCCUCUGCUGCUGGUGACGACCUGCUUGGUCUUGAGUCGGUCGGCGCGGCGUCUGCCCCUAGUGGGAGACGUCGCUCCAGCAAGGGCAAGGGGGGCAAGGGCGCGGGUGGAGCUGGAGGGGGCGGUGGCGGUGGCGGCGGUGGCGGCGGAGGGAGUGGGGGUGGCGGCGGGACUAUUGGUGGAGGUGGUGGUGGUGGUGGCAGCAGUGGCGGAGACGGUGGUGGUGGUGCCAGCGGUGGUGGUGGAGGCAGCGGCGGUGGUGGAGGUGGCGGAGGUGGAGGCGGUGGAGGCGGCAGCGGAGGAGGCGGUGGUGGUGGAGGAGGUGGAGCUGGUCGAGGUUGUUCCCAGCAGCGUAGCGGCGGUGGUGGUGGCCAGCGCUCGCAGCGGCAGCAGCAGCAGCGCUCGCGGGACAUCCCUCCGCCUCAGCAGCUUCGUGAGUGGUACGCUGGGCGUCAGAGGGGUGGGGGUACUGGUCCCUGCACCUACGUUCUUCGUUCCGGCGACCGCGCGGCGAUCUUUGAUCUUGAUUUUGAUGCUAUCCUUGCUGCUAUGUAUGUUGUGGAUUUUAGUGAGGAGAAUGAGGGUUACCGGUGUUUCCAGCCCGACCCGGGCAUUGGUACUGCUGCGCUAGGUGCUUGUGAGGCUGCUGCUCUAGGUGCCAGUGCGUCUAUGCUCUCAGGUACUGGUGAGACUGCGCUCUCAGGUACUGCGUCGUCCUCGUCCUCCCUCACUUUCACACUUGACUCCGGAGCUUCUUGCUCCUUCUUUCGAGACCGCACUACCCUUACGCCGCUCGGCCGGCCGGUUGCGGUCUCCCUCGCUGACCCCUCUGGGGGUCCUGUCCUGUCUCACUUCUCCACUGUUCUCCCGUGUCCGGCUGCCCCUUCGGGCACCCUGUCGGGUCUGUACCUUCCCUCGUUCUCUACGAACUUGGUGAGUGGAGCGGACCUGCAGGAUGUGGGGGUUCACCAGUUCACUCCUGCGAGUCAGCGGGUGACCCACUGCACGGAGGCACGCACAGGCCGACACCUGGCCACGUUCUCGCGUCGGCCGGGGUCGAGUCUCUACACCCUGACCGUUGAGUCUCCUCCUGUCCCUGCGUCUGGUCAGGUGGCUGCGUCGGGUCAGGUGCUUGCUGCUGCGUCCUGGUCAGGUCCUGAGUCUGCCCCCUGUUUUUGUCGCCUCCUGUCUCACGAGACUCUCCUGUGGCACCACCGUCUUGGCCACCCCUCCUUGCCCCGUCUUCGGAGCAUGGCUUCCCGUGUCCUUGUCUCUGGUCUUCCCCAGUCUCUCCCUCCUCUCCCCUCCGGGCCAGGACCUUCCUGUGUCCCCUGUGUCGAGGGUCGCCUCCGGGCUACUCCUCACUCCUCCCACUUCCCCCCGACAGAGGCUCCCCUGCAGACGCUUCACAUGGAUGUGUGGGGCCCAGCCCCCGUCCGUGGGCAGGGUUACGAGCGCUACUUCCUGUUGGUGGUUGACGACUACUCGCGUUACACCACAGUCCUCCCCUUGCGCAGCAAGGGUGCGGUCACUGAGGUGCUGAUCGACUGGAUCCGCGAGGCUCGUCUCCAGCUCAGGCAGAGCUUCGGCUCGGACUUUCCUGUUCUGCGUCUGCACUCUGACAGAGGCGGAGAGUUCUCUUCUCGCCUUCUGCGGGACUACUGUCGUGCACGGGGGAUCCGCCAGACCUUCACGCUUCCGGACUCACCACAGCAAAAUGGGAUUGCUGAGCGCCGCAUUGGUAUGGUCAUGGAUGUCGCUCGUACGUCCAUGAUGCAUGCGGCUGCCUCCCAUUUUCUGUGGCCGUUUGCGGUGAGGUACGCGGCGCAUCAGCUCAACCUUCACCCCCGGGUCUCUCGGCCUGCGAUGUCCCCAGCCUUGCUGUGGACGGGGAAGGUUGGCGAUGCGUCUGUGUUCCGUGUCUGGGGAUCUCGGGCGUUUGUCCGCGACUUGUCUGCGGACAAGCUGUCCCCUCGUGCUGCUCCCUGUGUCUUCCUUGGCUUCCCCACUGACGCCCCAGGGUGGCAGUUUUACCACCCCUCCUCUCGUCGUGUUCUGUCCUCCCAGGACGUCACGUUCGACGAGUCAGUCCCCUUCUACCGUCUCUUCCCCUACCGCACUCCUUCCCUCCCCCCUCCCCCGGACUUCCUUGUGCCGGUAGACGCCGUUGACCCGGUCGAGGUUACUGGUGACUCUGGUGCUGCUGCGGGUGCUGAGCCUGGGGGUGCUGACUCUGGGGGUGCUGUGCGCGGGGGUGCUGAGCCUGGGGGUGCUACUGCUGGGGGUGCUGGGCCUGAGGGUGCUACUGCGGAGGGUGCGGAGCCUCGGGGUGCUGAGCCGGGGGGUGCUGAGCUGGGAGCUGCUGAGCCUGGGGGUGCUGCGUCUGGAGCUGCUGAGCCUGGGGUUUCUCCUGCAGCCGCGUCUCGCCGGGAGCCCCUCUCUCCACAGGAGCUGCGCGAGUGGUUCGCUCGCCGCUGGAGGCGUGCUGCUGAGUCUGGAGGUGCUGCUGGAGCUAGAGCUGGAGCUUCUUCGACCGUCGAGGGUGCGGGUGCUACCGGUCCCGGAGCUGCUGGACCUGCGGGGCCUCCUGGAGCUGGAGCUGCUGAGGGCGCUGGUGCUGAGCCUACUGCUCUUGGUCCUGCCGCUGGAGGUGUGGGUGGCGCUGGUGCUGUCGCAGAGGGUGCUGGUGCUGUCCCUGCUGCGUCUGGAGCUGCCGCGCGGCCUCGGCCGUACUUCGAUCCGCUCCUGCAGCAGGUUCUUGGUCUUUCUUCUCCAGUAGAGGGUCCACCGCCUGUCCAGUCGCAGUCCCUGCUGGAGCCUUCCUCUCCACUGCCUGCUCCCUCUCCUUACACUGGUCCUACUGGAGGUCUUGCUGAGCGUCGUAAGCCUGCGUCUCGUCCCGCGUCGCCUGUUCGCACUGCUCGCGCUAGUGGUCGCAGUUCGCGUCAGCGUCCUCCUCCUGUCCCUGGCAUGCACCGGAUGUCUUUGCGUCCGUCCACUGCUCCUCUGCGUGCCCCUUUGCCUUCUCCUCCUGAGUCCUCUCUUCCUGCGCUUGCCGACCCUGGGUCGGACUCUCUUCGUGCUGCCAGUCCUAUUGUCACGCGUCUCCUUGCUACUGUCGUCACUGACCCCUCUUUUGAGUCCACUGCUGCGUCUGCUCUAGUCGCUGAGCUCGUCGACUUUGCUGCUCGCUGUCGUCUCGACUACGCUGCCAGUCUUGUUGCUGAGUCUGCGUCUGUCUGUCCUCCGUCCGUCGGGGGUGAGUGUGCUCUUGGCACGGACGUCCUAGAGGACAGGCAGGAGGAGUUACAGUGUCUAGCGGCUGCUUCACCUCAUCUCGCGUCUGUACUGCUUGCCCCUGAGGGAGACCCGGAUGCACUAGACAUCCCGACUCCGCGUUCUUACGCGGAGGCCGUAGAGGGUCCCUACUCCUCUCAGUGGCAGGCAGCUAUGGAUGCGGAGAUGGCUUCCUGGAAGUCCACAGGCACCUACGUUGACGCGGUUCCCCCUCCUGGGGCAAACAUCGUCAGUGGCAUGUGGAUCUUCAGGGUGAAGCGGCCGCCGGGCUCUCCACCUGUCUUCAAGGCACGGUACGUUGCUCGUGGCUUCAGUCAGCGGCAGGGAGUUGACUACUUUCAGACCUUCUCUCCCACCCCGAAGAUGACUACUCUUCGGGUGCUGCUGCAAAUAGCCGCUCAGCGCGACUACGAGCUUCACUCUCUCGACUUCAGCACUGCGUUCUUGCAGGGUAGCUUGCACGAGGAGAUCUGGCUUCGCCGUCCACCUGGCUUCACUGGGACUUUCCCUUCUGGCACCCAGUGGAGCCUCCGACGGCCAGUCUACGGUCUCCGCCAGGCACCGCGUGAGUGGCACGACACACUGAGGACUACGCUUGCGGCUCUUGGGUUUGCUCCUUCUUCUGCUGACCCGUCGCUGUCUCUUCGCACCGACACUUCCCUGCCGCCGUUCUACAUCCUCGUGUACGUUGACGACUUGGUCUUUGCCACAGCGGACACUGCUGGACUCGCCUACGUGAAGUCCGAGCUGCUGAAGAGACACACGUGCACAGACCUGGGUGAACUGCGCAGCUACCUUGGCUUGCAGAUCACUCGGGACAGAGCACGCCGCACCAUUACCUUGACUCAGUCACACAUGGUGCAGCAGGUCCUUCAGCGCUUCGGCUUCACGUACUCCUCGCCUCAGGCCACUCCUCUGCCUACUCGCCACUCACUCUCAGCUCUGCCUUCGGAUGAGUCCGUAGAGUCGAGUGGUCCGUAUGCAGAGCUUGUUGGCUGCCUCAUGUACCUGAUGACCUGCACACGACCUGACCUUGCAUACCCUCUGAGCAUUCUUGCACGCUAUGUUGCUCCUGGGAGACACAGACCGGAGCACAUGGCUGCAGCGAAGAGGGUAUUGCGCUACCUGUGCAGUACGUCGGGCAUGGGGCUAGUGCGUGGAGGGCGGAGUCCAGUGGUCCUUACCGGCCACGCGGACGCUUCUUGGGCUGACGACCAGGCUACGCAGCGGUCGUCACAGGGUUACACCUUCAGCCUUGGUUCCGGCUCUGUCUCGUGGCGGUCUACUCGCUCGUCCUCGGUUCUCGGCUCCAGUUGUGAGGCUGAGAUCUACGCCGGGGCCAUGGCUGCACAGGAGCUUCGCUGGCUCUCCUACCUGCUGACUGACCUUGGAGAGCCGCCUCGUUCUCCUCCAGUGCUGUACGUAGACAACAAGGCCAUGCUGGCCUUGUGUCGAGAGCAGCGCUUGGAGCACAGAACGAAGCACAUUGCUCUCCGCUACUUCCUUGCUCGUGAGCUGCAGCAGCGUGGUCAGUUGCGACUUGCGUACGUGGCCUCUGAGGCCAACACUGCUGAUGUGUUCACCAAGGCACUCGCGCCUUGUGACCAUCAGCGCUUUUGCACCCAGCUGGGUCUUGUACCUGUCUUGCCUCACUUGCUCUCCUCUUGA